AUGAAGAGACAACAUCAAGAGGGACCACCGGUAUCACAAACCAACAGGGAACGACGCUUGCCAUACGUCAGGGCCCCCGCCCCACCUUCCCUCCACUAUGAAGAAGGCCCAUCGAGGCCGAGGACAGGGACUCACCGUAAUGAAAGAGGUAUGCUCCCCUUAUUAUCCGCUCAGAAUUUUUGUGUAUCAUCUACAAAAAUAGUCUAUGCUCUAGAGAAACUCGGAACAAAGGUGAAGUGGCCGCCAAAUAUAAGAUCCGAUUCGAGCACCGAAAAAUCUGACGCCCUCUGCGAGUUCCACCAGGAAUGCGGACACAAAAUAGAAGAUUGUAUCGCCCUCAGGCAAGAAGUUAUAAACAUGCUGCGGCAGGGACACCUCAAAGAGCCGCUGAGUGACAAGGGAAGGAAUAACUUUGCCAGAGGACGUGAACACCAAGGUCCACCGAAGCCGCCAUCACCAGCUCGUACUAUCAACAUGAUCAUCGGUGACAAAGACAUCGCCUCUAUCAAUGGCAUUAAAUUCACCACCACUCAAAAGCUCAAACAAUCUAUCACCCGCGAACGGUAUGACGGACUCGAAGAAAGUAUUACCUUCGAUGAGUCAGAUGCCGAUGGUUUGACUUUCCCUUAUAAUGACGCUAUCGUCAUUACUUUGCGCAUUUUAGAUACUGAUGUCAAACGUAUCAUGGUGGAUGAUGGAAGUGGAGC
Molecule: messenger RNA, 707 nt
Organism: Nicotiana tabacum (common tobacco)
Lineage: Eukaryota; Viridiplantae; Streptophyta; Magnoliopsida; Solanales; Solanaceae
Source: RefSeq, a predicted model, not a curated record